AUGACGGAGCCAUCACUCAAGCGACAGCGCGCCGAGAGCGACGUGAAUCCACCUGUAACAGCCGAAUCAUCUACGACACCGAACCCGAAUAUACCGGACUACAACCUUUGGAAAGCAUUAAAAAGCCUCGACAAAUCACCAUCGAAUAAUACUUUCAGCCAGCACAUGCUCCACAAAUUAGCUGUCCGCGACCCUUCGAUCGCAGCCCAAAUCCGACAAGAGUACCACCAGCAAAAAGUCGAGAAGGCAGAACGAAAGCAGCGCAAAGACUUUUCGUACUGUGUCAACAUGCUAAAAGGCGUCAUAUUAGACGAGGAAGCAUGCUCAACGCAUCUACCAAGAGAUCCCGGACGGAUUGCAAGAUGCUUCGUCACAAAGAUGCGCGAGAUCAAGACUCAAACACACCUCUAUUCGUCUUUUGAAACAAAGAGGUCAGCACUGGAUACGCUUAGACGACUGGGAUUUACGCUGCUCAAUCACACAAACGAAGAAAUGCAAGAGCUAUUUCCGGGGGCAAUCACCACUGCCGAAUCUGACGAGUACUGUCUCGAAAUAAUUCAGAUCGUCGAAUCCAUGUCUGCGCAGGAACGCAAGGACUUGGCUCUUAUGCCAGUAGACGGUGCGACGGUGGCGACUACAGGACUGGUGGGACGAGGGGGAAAUCGGUACGCGGACACGAUGCUGGAGUUAUACGAGCGUCUUAACGAGACAGAGUUUAUUUCUGCCUACCAUUUGAGUCUCUUCAAUGAUUCAUUGUUUGAAUCUGAUGAGAGUGAUGACGGAAGUGAGGGCGAGGACAGUUCCGAGGAUGAGUAA
Molecule: messenger RNA, 816 nt
Organism: Alternaria ventricosa
Lineage: Eukaryota; Fungi; Ascomycota; Dothideomycetes; Pleosporales; Pleosporaceae
Exons: 1
Coding region: 1-816 (271 amino acids)
Source: RefSeq, a predicted model, not a curated record